AUGUCUUCUUCUUCUUCUUCUUCUGUCACACAAACAAAAACAGAACAACAACAUACGAUGAAAUCGAGAAAACCCAGAAACCAAAUCAAAAGCCACCACAAACCCAUUUCAGAAAUGGAUCAACAAAUCCAAACCACUCGUUGCAACUCCACAAUCUCAUCUCUUCUUCUCUCCACACUCUCCAAUGAAUCCGCAGUUUCUCAGCAACCCACCAACAAAAAGAUUAACUUUUUAUCUGCGGCAGCUAGUUUCAGAGGUUUGGGGUGUACUGCCGGUGCUUCUCAGCAAGUGUCGGUGCCGGCGGUGAUUCGUGCUUCUGCAGAUUGGACUCAUCAAGGGAAGAAAGCCAGAAAAAAGAAGCAUACGAGGAAUACUGCAGGAGGAAGUAUCAAGAACAGUGUUAAUGAUGGUUCUUCUGCUACUUGUGUUGAUUUUCAAGAUGUUUGGUGUGGACCUGGAAUUGAUGCUGCUGCUUCUGUUGAUUGUGUUGUUUCAAAGAAGAAUGUUUCUUCAAGGGCUAAGAUUGAUUUGGAAAAGAUGACUCACAAAGAACCUUCAUCUUCAUUCCGAAGGCGUACUACUACUGUCUACCCAGAAACCUUCUCUUUUCCGGAUGCCGAUCCUGACAUUUUCACCACAUGCUCUUUUGGAACUGCAACAUACCCUCGCCAUAUCAGAGAUCUCUCUUCUGAUGAUUUAUCUGAGAUAAUGCUGCUUCAAGGAAGAAUACUAAUGGGAGGACGGUACAAUUCGCGCGACCUUUUCAGAGAUUUGAGACUAGAUGUUGAUAACAUGUCAUAUGAGCAAUUGCUUGAGCUUGGUGAGAGAAUCGGUCAUGUCAAUACUGGACUUAAACAAGAUGAAAUGGAACCUCACAUAAGGAAGACCAAACUUCGAUUUUACGAUGAUGCAUCAAAGCAUCAGGUAGACAAAAAAUGCAGCAUUUGUCAGGAGGAGUUUGAAGAAGAUGAUGAGGUUGGGAGGCUGAAGUGUGAUCAUUUGUAUCACUUUGAAUGUAUACAACAAUGGGUUGCACACAAAAAUUUCUGUCCUGUGUGUAAGGAGCAGGUUGCAACUAGACAUUGA
Vicia faba (fava bean) is the source of this 1086-nucleotide messenger RNA. NCBI's taxonomy places the organism in Eukaryota, Viridiplantae, Streptophyta, Magnoliopsida, Fabales, Fabaceae. The record is from the annotation of a GenBank genome assembly.